AUGUCCCACAUACCACAACAUGACAAACAUUACGACGCGAAAAGCCUUUUUGCAGACCAAUGGGACCUGAUUGUAAAUAAAAAUACGGUGGCGAUCAAGCUUUCCAAUUUCCCUCCCAACUUCACUAUUGAGGUUAUCCUAGAAGCACUUGCUCAGGUCUUGGACAAUCUAAGUCCCCCUGGUUACAUCGAGCAGUUGUGUCUUUCAGAUAAUAGAUUAACGCAUCUCCCUAAUGCAAUAGGGUUGAUUCUUUCACCGAAAUUACGAGUUGUGGACUUACAUAACAACCUACUCACGUCAUUCCCCCUGAUACUAAGUCAAUGUUCCAAUUUGGAGAGCCUCAACCUCGCACAGAAUUCUAUUAAGUUCAUUCGACUGAAGGAGUUUGUGGAGUUAUUGUCUUUGAGAUAUUUGCUGUUGAGAGACAAUAAGAUCUCAUUCACAACACCUUCGUUGUGUGACAUUUUGUCUCUAGAAACCAUAGUUUUGACUGGAAACCCUCUAAUAUUACCGCCUAUUGAAUUUUACGAAUCAAUCUCGAGUACGAACGAGCUAAAAUCUUACCUCUUCAAUAACCGUGUUGCUUUAGACCAACAUAUCGAUAGUCAAGCCCAUGUCAUUUCCAAGCAGAUCUCUCCAUCUACACCAAGUUUUGUCAGAACGAGAUCUUUGUCUGACACCAGGUCAAAAUCGCUGAAAGCUUCACGGAGGAUGGGUCUUAUCAUCAACAGCAGUAAGGUUACCCCAGAUGGAACACUAUCUUCAGCUGGAGGCGUGUCAAUAGACUCUAUCACUCCAAGUAAACCUGAGCGGAAACUUCUGCUUCCAAAUGAGAAACUCGACUACUCAAAUGAUGAUGAAAGAGACACAAAUUCGCACAUUGAGUUCUCCAAGCUUCAAAUUGGCACCGCUGGAUCUGGCAAUUCAAAGACUAUAGAUUCCUCGUUAACGAGUAAAGUUCCCGAAUUUGUACGUAACCGAGCCAACACGUAUAGAGAGGAACACGUAGGUGAAGCACGAGAAUUUUUCGAUGGAGAUCACAAAUUGAAUACAUUUUCAAGGCGUUUGUCGACCCUACAAGAACGCCCAAAUGAUGAACUCGCACGAGUACAGCAGCGAGAUCGCCAUACUGAAGUACCAAGGUCAGAGCAGGAAUCUAAAAGUACUCCUGAUCGCGCAGCUGCUUUCGAUAUUUCCCCUUCAAAAAUGAGCAAAGCGACUUCGCUUGCAUCGGCAAAUGGUCUUCAAACACAACUUUCUCCCCCUUCCAACGUAAGCACAUACAACUUUCGCAACUCUUUGGCCACGAUGACAAUUGGUAAGAAGCUUAUUCAUUGUCUAUACGAGUUCCGCCGCGUUCUUGCUCGAUUCUCGUCAGAAAGACAGCCCUCGUCGCCUGUGCUAGUGAAGUUGAAUUCCUUCAAUACCGAGAUCAAUCUGAUCCAAGAUAAAAUCAGCCUCUGCGAAUCAAGUGAUGAUUCCAGCACUUCUCUAACCUUUUUGAUACACGGAUGCACCAAUUUGCUUAGACAACUCAUUAGUCUUUUUGCCGAAAAUUCAAAAACUUUGGGUGUAAAUUCACAAAUAUUUGAUCUCAGGGCCAUUUACUUAUCGCUUUACGGUGUUGUAUGCGAAUUGCAAAACACGUAUAAAUUGACUAUGUCAACUUCAAAGGCGCUCAGCACAAUUGGAAAAGGCAUCAAUGUUGCCAGCCCAAAUUUGCAGGAUUUACGAGCAAAAAGUUCUUUAACACAACCACAAAAGGACCUGAGUACUGAAACUUUUGUGAGCGACAAUGAGGUAGACAACAGGUUGUUAAGAGCCCUUGAAUUUUCGGCCAAGGACGCUCAUAUUGUUCUCAAGGAACUAACAACAACGAUAAGUUCACUCUUGAGUCUCAACCUGAUGAUGGCGCCUACUAUGACACCUACACUCACCACUAGAUGCAAAGAUCUUAGCAGUGUGUGCUCUGCUACAGUCGAGAUAAAUCGCAGACUCGCCAUCAACUUAAGCAAUUUCAGAACGCAGCAAACCAUUCAAACCAAGAAACUUCUAUGGGACGAUAUUAAUGCAUUUUUGAAGGCCAUUCUUCAAAUUUUCGCCGCAGUGAAGGGAAUUAUGAACGAGGCACCAGUACUUAAUGAUGUUCGACAAUCCAUGGCAAAUUUGACAAAGUCUACAAAAGAAGUCACUAUACUCCUUGAGGCAUCGUCAUUUAAAACAAAAACAGAGCUUUCGACAUCUUCUCUGAGCUCCAACCUCAGUCUGCUUGGAAAUGCUUCACUAAAUCAAGGGCAGCUGUCUAAUCUGAUCUUCACUUCUUCUGUUAAUCUUCAACAACUCUUCAAUCCCAUCUCAUCUGUGCGAACACCCUCUGCAUCGAACCAUACUCCAUCUUCCAACACUGGGGACAUAUUCGCGCAUGACGGAACAAGGUCAACUCUCAAUAUAGCUUCUGGUGGUGUUACGCAACAGAGCUCUAUCCAACAGAAUGCCGGACCGCUGAUGCCAACUCUGGAGCCUGGUAUCGCGAGCAGCGCUUUUCCAGUAGAUCAACAAGCCAGCAAAGCUGUAAACCCCUUUGAACGCAUGUAA
Australozyma saopauloensis is the source of this 2595-nucleotide messenger RNA. It is a transcript of the gene SOG2, whose product is annotated as Sog2p. Bases 1 to 2595 code for a protein of 864 amino acids. Gene Ontology annotation, molecular function: protein binding. Lineage: Eukaryota; Fungi; Ascomycota; Pichiomycetes; Serinales; Metschnikowiaceae. The record is from RefSeq and is a predicted model, not a curated record. The transcript has a single exon.